Molecule: messenger RNA, 2551 nt
Organism: Pseudopodoces humilis (Tibetan ground-tit)
Lineage: Eukaryota; Metazoa; Chordata; Aves; Passeriformes; Paridae
Gene: SCARA5
Product: scavenger receptor class A member 5
Biological process (GO): iron ion transmembrane transport; zymogen activation
Cellular component (GO): plasma membrane
Molecular function (GO): ferritin receptor activity; serine-type endopeptidase activity
Source: RefSeq, a predicted model, not a curated record
GCCCGGGUCCUCCCCUCGCCCCCCUCGGGCCCCGGGCCCGGCCCGGACACAGCGCGGGAGCUGAGGGAAAUCCCGGGAAGAGGCCACGGGAAGCUCGGGAAAUCCCGCGGGAUGGAGAGCAAGGCGCUGCAGCUGCGCACCUUCUCCGAGCGCCGCAGCGGAGCCGCCCCCGAGGAGCCCCUGGAGGGAAGGAGCCUCUCCAGGCUGAACCUCUGCGAGGACGAUCCCGGCCGGAAGGCGAAGAGCUCGGGAUGCUGCGGCCGGCUGGGCUCAGCGGCGGCGCUGAAAUAUUCCGUGCUGGGCCUUUACCUCCUGGUCCCCCUCAUCCUGGUGGGAAUCUUCGUCCUGGCAGCAUCCCGACCCUGCGCGUCUCCCGAGGAUCUGCAGUCUCUGCUGGGUGAUGUCCAGCGGCUCAACGAGACCUUCCGGGACCUGCGGCUGCGGCUGCUGCUCCCCGUUCCCAUGGGAGGAGAACUCCUGGAGCACAUCUGGAGCCUCCAGGAGCUCCUGCAGAACCACUCGGACUCUCUGGGGCGGCUGGAGGGGUUCCUGCACGGCCUGCGGGACCAGGCCGGACAGACGGAUCGCUCCGUGGCCCGGCUCCGCGAUUCCCUGCUCCGGCAGAGCGACGCGGCCCAGCUGGAGCUGUCCCGGCUCUCCGUGGACGCCAACGGCAGCCGGCUGCUCCUGGAGCACCACCAGCACCUCCUGGGCCACCUGGGCGGGCGCCUGGAGCUCCUGGGCGAGCAGGUGACGGCGCUGGCGGGAGCCGUGGAUUCCAUGAACCGCAGCUUCUCCUACGACGUCCGCCUGCAGCGCUCCCGGCUCCGGGAUCUGCAGGGGCUCCUGGGCAACGCCAGCGCGGAGGCGCGGAGGAUGAGGAUGGAGCAGGCGGCCGUGGAGCGGCAGCUGAGGUUGGAGCUGGCCCUGCUCGACAACGUCACCGAGGAGCUGCGCCUGAAGGACUGGGAGCAUUCCGCGGCCCUCCGGAAUGUCUCUGUGAUCCGCGGGCCGCCGGGACCCAAAGGAGACCGAGGCACGGAAGGGAUGGAGGGACCGCCCGGCCUUCCCGGCCUUCCCGGCCUCCGAGGCCUUCCCGGGGAGCGGGGACCCCCCGGCCCGCAGGGAUUGAAGGGGGACCAGGGAGAGCCGGGCCCUCGCGGCCCCGCGGGAACGCGCGGAUUCAAAGGUGAGCGCGGCCCCAAGGGGGACAAGGGCGACCGAGGCGCUGCCGGCGGCACCGCUCCGGCCGAGGGCUCGGUGCGGCUGCAGAACGGCUCCGGCCCCCACGAGGGUCGCCUGGAGAUCUUCCACGAGCGCCGCUGGGGCUCGGUCUGCGACGACGGCUGGGACCGGCGUGACGGUGACGUGGCGUGCCGCAUGCUCGGCUUCCCCGGCGCCGCCGACGUCUUCCGCAUGGCGCGCUUCGGCCAAGGCACCGGGAAGAUCUGGAUGGACGACGUGUCCUGCACGGGCAGCGAGGAUUCCCUGGAGCUCUGCAGCUUCUCGGGGUGGGGCAGAACCAACUGCGGCCACGCCGAGGACGCCGGAGUGCGCUGCCGGACGGACUGAGCCCGGAGACAUCCCGAGGGAAACCCCAAAUCCAUCCUGAGGGGAAACCCCAAACUCAUCCCGAGGGAAACCCCAAACUCAUCCCGAGGGAAACCCCAAAUCCAACCUGAGGGGAAACCCAAAUCCAACCCAAAGGGAAAUCCCAAAUUCAUUCCAAAGGGAAAUCCCAAAUCCAUCCCAAAGAGAAACCCCAAAUCCAACCUGAGGGGAAUCCCAAAUCCAUCCCAAACCCAUCCCAAAGGGAAAUCCCAAACCCAUCCCAAAGGGAAACCCCAAAUCCAACCUGAGGGGAAAUCCCAAAUCUGUUCCAAAGGGCCAAGGGAUGAUCCCAAAGCCAUCCUGAGGGGAAAUCCUAAAUCCAUCCCAAAGGGAAAUCCCAAAUCCAUCCCAAAUCCAACCUGAGGGGAUACCCCAAACGCAUCCCAAAGGGAAAUCCCAAAUCCUUCCCAAAGGGAAACCCCAAAUCCAUCCCAAAGGGAAAUCCCAAAUCCAUCCCAAAUCCAACCUGAGGGGAAAUCCCAAACUCAUCCUGAGGGGAAAUCCCAAACUUAUCCUAAAUCCAUCCCAAAGGGAAACCCCAAAUCCAACCUGAGGGGAAUCCCAAAUCCAUCCCAAACCCAUCCCAAAGGGAAAUCCCAAACCCAUCCCAAAGGGAAACCCCAAAUCCAACCUGAGGGGAAAUCCCAAAUCUGUUCCAAAGGGCCAAGGGAUGAUCCCAAAGCCAUCCUGAGGGGAAAUCCUAAAUCCAUCCCAAAGGGAAACCCCAAAUCCAUCCAGGAAACCCCAAAUCCAUCCCAAAGGGCCAGGGAAUGACCCCAAAGGCAUCCUGAGGGAAAUCCUAAAUCCAACCCAAAGGGAAAAUCCCAAAUCCAUCCGAAAGGGAAAAUCCCAAAUCCAUCCCAAUGGGAAUUCCCAUCCCGGGAUCCCAUCCAGGCUCGGGAAUGGGAUCAUUCCCAGGGAAAUAAAGGAUUUUGGUCUU